This is a messenger RNA of Schizophyllum commune H4-8, 2267 nucleotides long. RefSeq names its product Metallo-dependent phosphatase. Bases 79 to 2097 code for a protein of 672 amino acids. Gene Ontology annotation, cellular component: cytoplasm. Lineage: Eukaryota; Fungi; Basidiomycota; Agaricomycetes; Agaricales; Schizophyllaceae. The record is from RefSeq and is a predicted model, not a curated record. The transcript has 9 exons. Gene Ontology annotation, molecular function: phosphoprotein phosphatase activity.
CAAGCGUCUUGCCAGGACCUUGUACCGGUGUACUCUGGCUAGGAUAUCGCGACACUUCCUUAUCCCGCGCUGAGCGCAAUGGCGUUCAAUGUGUAUAGGCUUGGGCGCGGCUUCCGCGCAAUACUCGCUCCGCUCUCUGCUAUUGUCGGUUUCUCUUGCCUUCUCACUUUCCUCUUCAUUCUAUAUCAACCAACUCCCGGACCCGGCAUCCAACAGCGGCUAGGAUGGCAAUCCUGGGACGUUGUCGACCCUACGCUUCCUCUCGCGGACACGGACACAUCUAUCGACAUCGGAGCGGGGGACGACGACGUGCAGGCGGGGGGAGAUAUGCCAGCUGAAGACGGCGUCGACUGGUGGAAUGUCACCGCUCCUCAGGACUCUGUCGACUCGGCGAGCCUGCCGCUGGACGUGUGGGCACCGCUCCUACCGCAUGACACAGGACUAUCAGAAAUAGCUGUUACGCAGUGUUUCUUCAAUCCCAAGGUUGCUGGCAAGCUCUGCGAUCCCGACACAACACCGGAGAAGGAUGCCAUCAGGGGCAACUGGGUGCGCGUCGAUCGCAACCUCAACUAUGAAGCAAGCUACCUUGCUGGAUACCUCAACAUCUACUACAGACGUACACGCCGUCAGGAUAUCAACCUCGUCACUGAUCUCCAACUCCUUGGCAAAGGGGAGAGCCCCCCGGAUGCUGACGAUGGCACCUGGCUUAAGGUCGACAUGUCCCUCCGCACCGGCGUCAUGCGUGCCGCCCCUCUCUUCCUUUGGUACAAGACCGGGAAGCCCGCCGGCCAGAUGACUGCAGAGGAGCGCGCCAACAUCAUCACCGAACUCGACCUUCUCUACGGCGAAGACCGUCCCUGGUAUGGCUUCGAGAAGCUCGAGCCACCCACUACAGAGGCCAGCCCGCGCACCAUCCCCGCCUGGCUCACCUACCGCCGCGGCGCUAAAGCCGCUCCGCGCGCCCCGCCCCUGCAUUUCUCGCAUUCGGGCAAGUUCAAGAUUCUCCAAGUUGCUGACUUGCACUUCUCCGUAUCGCACGGCGUUUGUCGCGAUACCGACCGCGGCGACUGCGUGCAUGGCGACGACACCACGCUUUCCCUCCUGGACCAUGUACUUGAUGAGGAGCGACCUGACUUCAUCGUCUUCACCGGCGAUCAGCUGAACGGGCAGGGCACGUCGUGGGAUCCCAAGAGCGUGCUUGCCAAGUUUGCGAGGGGCGUGACGGACCGGAAUAUCCCAUGGGCGGCGGUGUACGGUAACCACGACGAGGAGAACGGUGCGGACAAGGAGGAACAGAUGCAGAUGAUGAAAGCGUUGCCAUAUAGCAUGGUCGAGCGUGGGCCGAAGGACGUGCAUGGGGUAGGGAACUACGUUCUCAAGGCCUUCAGCGCGGACGCCAGCAAGACGCACCUUCUUACCAUGUACUUCCUCGACUCGGGCUCGUACUCGAAGGGGUACUUCAACUGGUGGGGCAUGUUCCAGCCUACUGCGUACGAUUGGAUACGGCAGUCACAAGUCGACUGGUUCUUGCAACAGUCUGCCAAGAUUAAGCAGAUCCUGCGUCCUUUCGCGCCAGACGAUGGCAAGGACUUUGGCGAUGUCUGGCGUCGGCAGGACCAGGUCACUCCUUCUCAGCGUCGGAUAGCGAAGCCCAAUGCGCUCGUCUUCUUCCACAUUCCCCUCCCCGAAACCUAUAAUGACCCGGAUAAGGACCCCUUCACCGGCCUGCCCCUUGACAAGGGCGAGUCCGGCAACGAACUACCGGGUAACUCGAAGGAGAGCGACGGUUUCUUCGAGAAGGCUAUCCUUGGCUCGUUGGAAAGCGACCACACAGGCAAGGGUAGUGCUUUAGAGGUCAAGGCGAUAGGGAAUGGGCAUUGUCACUUAACGGACAACUGCCGGCGAGUCAGCGGCGUCUGGAUGUGUUUUGGUGGAGGAGGCUCGUACUCUGGAUAUGGGAGACCUGGCUUCGACCGACGCUUCCGCGUAUAUGACAUCUCAGACUUUGGCGAGACCAUCCGGACGUAUAAGCGGACCGAGCACGACGAAAUCAUUGACGACAUGAUCCUUGCGGGCAAGGGUGCGCCAGAGAUAUGAGGAGACAGCCUGAGCUUGACACGCACCUGAAUCGGUGAGGUGCUUUCGUCGACCGUUGAUUAGACGCUUGCUCUUACAGAGAGAGGGGUGAAGGAUGUGAUGUAUUUAACCAUAUCUGAGGAAAUACCUAUGUACAGUAUUGUGGAACAGAGGAUACCUGUGUGCAACUU